Molecule: messenger RNA, 2012 nt
Organism: Artibeus jamaicensis (Jamaican fruit-eating bat)
Lineage: Eukaryota; Metazoa; Chordata; Mammalia; Chiroptera; Phyllostomidae
Gene: LAP3
Product: leucine aminopeptidase 3
Exons: 13
Coding region: 80-1639 (519 amino acids)
Biological process (GO): proteolysis
Cellular component (GO): cytoplasm
Molecular function (GO): manganese ion binding; metalloaminopeptidase activity
Source: RefSeq, a predicted model, not a curated record
GGUCCGGUGACGCGCGCCCAUCCUUCCCCCAAGUGCCACGUGCUCCCUGAAGGGCGGUGCUGGGGGCCGAGCCGACAAGAUGUUCUGGCUGCCUCUUCCGGCAGCGGGACUAUUUGCCAUCCGACGUCUUGGAGUGAAACGUUUCUGGAGUCGAGGUUUCGUCGCCGCGGACAUGACGAAGGGCCUUGUUUUAGGAAUCUAUACCAGAGAAAAAGAAGAUGACAUGCCACAGUUUACAAGUGCAGGAGAGAAUUUUGAUAAAUUGGUGUCUGGAAAGCUGAGAGAAAUUUUGAACAUAUCUGGACCACCCCUGAAGGCAGGCAAAACCCGAACCUUUUACGGUCUGCAUGAGGACUUCCCCAGUGUGGUGGUGGUUGGCCUCGGCAAAAAGGGGGCUGGAGUGGAUGACCAGGAAAACUGGCACGAAGGCAAAGAAAACAUCAGAGUGGCCGUUGCAGCGGGGUGCAGGCAGGUUCAAGACCUGGAGAUCUCUUGCGUGGAGGUGGAUCCCUGUGGAGAUGCCCAGGCGGCUGCGGAAGGGGCAGUGCUCGGGCUCUACGAGUACGACAGCCUGAAGCAGAAGAAGAAGGUGGUCGUGUCGGCGAAGCUGUAUGGAAGCGGGGACCAGGAGGCCUGGCAGAGAGGGGUCCUCUUUGCUUCCGGGCAGAACUUGGCACGCCAGCUGAUGGAGACUCCUGCCAACGAGAUGACGCCAACCAAAUUUGCCGAAGUUAUUGAGAAGAAUCUCAAAAGUGCUAGCAGUAAGACAGAAGUCCACAUCAGACCCAAGUCUUGGAUUGAGGAACAGGAGAUGGGGUCGUUCCUCAGUGUGGCCAAAGGGUCCGAUGAGCCCCCAGUCUUCCUGGAGAUCCACUACAGAGGCAGCCCCAAUGCAAGUGACGCGCCCCUGGUGUUUGUCGGGAAGGGAAUCACCUUUGACAGUGGUGGCAUCUCCAUCAAGCCAUCUGCGAACAUGGACCUCAUGCGGGCUGACAUGGGAGGAGCCGCCACCAUCUGCUCGGCCAUCGUGUCUGCUGCCAAGCUCGGUCUGCCCCUUAACAUCGUCGGGUUGGCCCCUCUUUGUGAAAAUAUGCCCAGCGGUAAAGCCAACAAGCCUGGGGAUGUCGUCAGAGCCAAGAAUGGGAAGACCAUACAGGUCGAUAACACGGAUGCAGAGGGCAGACUCAUCCUGGCCGACGCACUCUUCUACGCGCACACCUUUAACCCCAAGCUCAUCAUUGAUGCUGCCACCCUAACAGGUGCCAUGGACGUAGCUCUGGGGUCCGGUGCCACCGGGGUCUUUACCAACUCGUCCUGGCUGUGGAACAGACUGUCCGAGGCCAGUGUUGACACAGGGGACCGCGUCUGGAGGAUGCCUCUCUUUGAACAUUACACGAGACAGGUGGUAGACUGCCAGCUUGCUGAUGUUAACAACAUCGGGAAAUACAGGUCCGCGGGUGCGUGCACAGCCGCAGCGUUCCUGAGAGAGUUCGUGACCCAUCCGAAGUGGGCGCAUUUAGACAUAGCGGGCGUGAUGACCAACAAAGACGAGGUUUCGUGUCUGCGCAAAGGCAUGAGCGGGAGGCCCACAAGGACUCUGAUCGAGUUCUUGGUUCGGCUCAGUCAAGACAGUGCGUAGUUCAGGUACUCGAAAGUUUCUUCACCUUGUCUUAAAUAGGUGGUUGAGCUUCAAAAUAUUCUGCAAGGGAUGCAAAUCUUUUAAGGGAAACAAAGGAUGGUAUUUAAAAUAUAGAACAAAGUGAAACUUGUAUGCCUUCAUUUGUGUCUUCAUUUUUACGUGAUUUUAAAAUACAAAGCUAGUGUAUCGCUUGGCAAAGAUUUUUAAGAUAUCCUGUAUAUGGAUUGCCUUUUUUAAAACUACCUAAUCACUUUUCAGAGUAUGUUUUUAAUUGAGUAGAAAAAUUGUAUUUCAGAUUUGUGAUCCCAGGAACCAUGAACACAUUGAAAGUUGUUGAGCAGUUGUCAGAAACAAUAAAUCCAGCUUUUUGUGC